AUGCCAAGUGAUAACGCAGUUGUUGGAAGGAUGAAAAAGAAAGGUUUUGCGAGAAGUACACCUGCUAAGGAUUGUAAUAAAUCCUCCGAAGCAAGUGGUGAAAGGAAAAAACCAAGAAGUCUAAAUGUGUUACUUUUGAGGAGUAUGAGUGGGUCAAAGAAAAACAAUGAAAAGGAAAAUUUUGGUGUGCAAAUGGAAGAAAAAGAAAAUAUUGUAAAGAGAAAAAAGGUAGUGAAUGAUGCACAUUCAAAGAAAUAUACAAAGAGAAAGAAGGGAAAAAUAGGGCAUGAAAAUGUUAAUAUCAAAACAAAAGAGCAGAAGGUUAGAAAGGUAAGCAAGGACCAUCUAGAAGGGUAUAGAACACUUGCAACUAGGAUGACUCCUAGUAGGAUUAGUGCAACUGUCAAAGUAAUGUCCCCUGCACAGAAAACUGGGAUUGUGUGUAUGGGUUUUGGUUCACUUCUGAACAUUGGCAUGGACACUGCUCCAGAAUUACUUAACUACUAUUUGUUAGAUCACUAUGAUCCGGAUGGUAGCCAUCUAGUUCUGGAGAAUAUGGUCAUAACAAUUACGAAAGACACAGUGCAUGACAUGUUGGGUUUACCAAAUGAAGGGGAAGACUUCUUGAGCAUGACUAGUUGUGAGAAAGAUAAUCAAGUUCUGCAAGAAUGGAAAAGUCAAUAG
Lactuca saligna is the source of this 684-nucleotide messenger RNA. The record is from the annotation of a GenBank genome assembly. NCBI's taxonomy places the organism in Eukaryota, Viridiplantae, Streptophyta, Magnoliopsida, Asterales, Asteraceae.